AGAAUGAUGUUUCCUUAUGUAUUUUUCCCUGCAAAAAAAGUCAUCAAUUAUUCAAGUGGGUUGAAGAUCUCUUCUCCUAGUUUUUAUGAGGAUAUGAUGGUCAGGGAUUUGAAUUCAUUUACGUGAUGAUGUGCAAGAGACCAAGAAGUUGAAGGGGAAUAACAAGUGGCUGCAGCUUACAGCGUAACUGGUAAAGGGCUUGCACUAAUUCGUUUUAUUUAUUUUGUUGGAUUCAAGUAUCACACCAUGUCUGCCUUAUGUCAUUUAACCGUGUCUUUUCUUUUCUUUGUGAACAUGGUGAACCCUUGAGCUUAGUGCUACUAGUCACUACGAGGUUCAAUUAGUCGUACGAUGAUAAGGGCAUAGUAUUUUCUAGCCUAUCCCUGAUUAUGCAUUGGCGGCACAUAGUUGUUUGAAAUGAGUGGGGUCGUCAAUGAUAUUAUUUCGCAAAGUACGAUUACUAAAGUGCUGCAGAACUACCACCUUGAACAGUUAUCAGAGCUUUCAUCUCAUCUGUACAAAUUUAUUUUUGAAAAUUUAGUGCUGAUAAAGCAAAAUGCACCGUUGAUUCAUUUGAUUUUUCAAAUAGUGGUGACAACUCUGCUGGUUACUCCACAUUUAAACUUGCAAAAUCAGCCACGAUUUAAGUUGUCGUAUGACAGCUUAUUUCAACUGUACCAAGCCAUUGAUGAUGGACAUGACAAAGGAUUUGGUUUUACUGCUGACCUUAUGCUGAAGGCCAUACUUACAAGUGCCCCGCCUAUUGUCAACCGCAGGCUUUCAAAAGGAAGAACUUUCAACUGUGAAAUUGAAUUUGAUGUUGAAUUACAGGAUAUAUCAAAACUCACAAGGUGUUUUUGGAGAAAUACACUUGUGCGGAGAAAUUCGGCUCGAAAAGUUGUUAAAGGCACCAAGAAGACACUUGCUAUUCAGGCUCACAUUUUGGAUAAGGGGCACCUUAAUUACUAAGGGACACCCACUUACUAUUUAAACCUCUCUUUGGUUAUGGGCACUCCACCCCUAACUUUCAUACGCACGGAAAAUGGCGGGAAUUUGUUUGGUUUCUGCGUGAACUUCUGAAGUUGGACUCGACCGAGAUUAUUGUGUAUUUCUUUAUGGGAAUGAUAUGGUACUACCCUGGUUCAUCAAAACAGGGAUGGUAGUAGGUUAAGAUUCGUAAAAAAAAAGUUUAUCGCUAUUACAGGGAAGAAGCAAGCUACGGGAUUUUGGAGUUAGUUACAGAAGUUACGUGACAGAAAAGGGAAAGAAUAUCUUCCCUGCGAUUCGAGUAUAUCUUGAAGAGUUUGGUUUAAAUCAAAAAGCUGUGUCACUUUGGAGAUAAAACAGGGAGAGGAAUUGUUUACGGGAACUUGGUUGAAUAUUUGGAAAGUACGGACAAGGGAAAGAAUAGACUCCGUUCGAUCAUAUCCUAUACUGGGAAGAGUUUACAACUAUAGAGAUUCUAAGGACGUUGGAUUAUACUCGGAAGAGGCGUGAAGAAACUAUAACUCCGGUGACUUGCCGUGGAGGAAAGGAGAAGAGAUUUUCGGGAUUUAUUGGUAUUGUGGUGUAUAUAUAUCCUGGCUUUGAGUAACAGAAGGGGGUCUGGAGUUUGGGGACCGAGCAGAGACUACAUAGCCGGAAAAAUCAGAGUUGCAGAGUGAGCUGUACGAACGGAGUUGGAUAAGAAGAAGAAGAAUAGAUUACAACCUUAAUAAGACUGUCAUCUUUACUUUUUAACAGUUCUCCAAUUGUAACAACGGGUUCUGUAACGCCUUCACAGCUGUUGCGAAUCCGCUAUAAUAUUAUUUUUCUCCAAUAAAACACCUAUUGAGCCAUGGAUUAUUAUUUUGA
Papaver somniferum (opium poppy) is the source of this 1854-nucleotide messenger RNA. RefSeq lists its product as uncharacterized. Lineage: Eukaryota; Viridiplantae; Streptophyta; Magnoliopsida; Ranunculales; Papaveraceae. The record is from RefSeq and is a predicted model, not a curated record. The coding region runs from base 418 to 969 and encodes 183 amino acids. The transcript is spliced from 5 exons.